CAAAUAACAUGGUGCUCAAAUAUAAUCUUUAAAAAAUGAAUUUUAAAUUCCAAAUCGGCUUAAGUAUUUCCAAAUUGAAAAACUGGCAUCCCCCAAAACAGUGCUAUAAAACGGCGGACGGCCACAGCUGUUCCGUUAGUAACCGAAAUGUUAUUAUUGAGUAAGCUCCCCAGAAUAACGCAAUGGCUGCCGAAGGAUCCAAAGGACCAGCGGAGCAUAUGGGGCUAUGUUGCCGUCGCCUUCAACCAGGUGGACGCGGAACGGUUGGCAAAAGUGGGACCAAACCGCCUGUGCGCCGAGUGGAUCAUUAAGAACGGAGGCGGAGUGCGAUUUGUGGAUAGUCCCACCAGGUUGUGGAAGGAUUACAACUCGCUGCCGGCGGAGAACACUCAGUUUUGCCUCAAGGUGGUGGACGCCUCGAAUUCCUCCAUCAUGAAGAUAGGACUGGAGCACUUAAAGGAUUGCAAAAGCAUCGACACGGUCAUCUUCCACAACUGUAAGCACCUGGAGAACGAUGGAUUGGAGGGACUGCAUCACAUCAGCAACUCACUGGAGCGAUUGCAGGUUUCCGGCUGUUACAACAUCACCGAUUCCGGCCUCGCAGUGAUCGGGGAGCUCAAAAAUCUGAGACAACUAGUCAUAUUCGACAUGAUAUUCGUGAAGAACAUGGCAGCGGUGGCAGCCAAGCUGAAGAGCCAGCUUCCGAGCUGCGACAUCAAGGCCACCAAGCUCGGCGUUACGUUAAAGCCCAAAAAAUAGUCAGCCAAUGGUGAUUUGUCGUGUUGUUUUGGUCAAAAUUUGUAAAUAGAAAUGUCAGAAACGUGUUGGAAAAGGCUGAACUUCGACAUUGGAUCUAAAUAAUCAAUCUCAUCUCGUUUUUAGUUUUAUGUUUUGAAGCUUCAUACUUACAAAAACUCAAUAAAAAUUAUAGCAAUCCUUUAAAAAUA
This is a messenger RNA of Drosophila rhopaloa, 947 nucleotides long. Its product is annotated as ATP synthase subunit s, mitochondrial. The record is from RefSeq and is a predicted model, not a curated record. Bases 148 to 759 code for a protein of 203 amino acids. Lineage: Eukaryota; Metazoa; Arthropoda; Insecta; Diptera; Drosophilidae. The transcript has a single exon.